AUGUCCUUCCUCGCACGAUCGCUGCCAACCACUCUCCCUCUUCUGCAGUUUUCUUCCUCCGUCCUCCGGGCUUCUUCAUCUUCUUCCGCUGCCUCUUCCGCCUCAUCUGCGCUUCGCUCCCUCUCCCACUCCAACGCCCAUCUCCGUUCGUUCCAUUCAUCCCCCGCAACCGCGACUAUCAAAACAUUCUUCGACGUCAAAUUCUCGGAUCCGGAUACGAAGCAGGUGUCAAUUGAAUGGCAAAAAAUCCGACCUCCGUUCAGGAACGAAUUGAGUUCGAGCUCUUCGACGAUGUCGUCCCUAAGACCGCGGAGAACUUCCGUGCCCUCUGCGUUUUCUCGAGAGGACAAAUUUGGUUACAAGGGCUCUUAUUUCCACCGCAUCAUCCCGGGAUUCAUGAUCCAGGGUGGCGACUUCACCCGUGGUAACGGAACUGGUGGCAAGUCCAUCUACGGAGACAGGUUCCCCGAUGAGAACUUCAAGCUCAGCCACAAGGGACCGGGCUAUCUCUCUAUGGCCAAUGCCGGCCCAAACACCAACGGCUCUCAAUUUUUUAUCACGACCACGGAAACCAGCUUCCUCGAUGGUAGGCACGUCGUUUUCGGCAAGGUCGUGCAAAAGGACAAGAACGAUAAUAAAUACAUAGACAUCCUUAAAAAGAUCGAGAAGAGUGGCAGUGACCAGGGCCGAAUUACAGCAGAUAUUACACCCCAAAUUGUUGACUGCGGUGAGAUCAAGGACGAAACAGCUGUUUAA
Paracoccidioides brasiliensis Pb18 is the source of this 756-nucleotide messenger RNA. RefSeq names its product peptidyl-prolyl cis-trans isomerase. Bases 1 to 756 code for a protein of 251 amino acids. The transcript is spliced from 5 exons. The record is from RefSeq and is a predicted model, not a curated record. Gene Ontology annotation, biological process: protein folding; protein peptidyl-prolyl isomerization. Gene Ontology annotation, molecular function: peptidyl-prolyl cis-trans isomerase activity.